Messenger RNA from Labrus bergylta (ballan wrasse), 6271 nucleotides. It is a transcript of the gene nuak1b, whose product is annotated as NUAK family, SNF1-like kinase, 1b. Gene Ontology annotation, cellular component: cytoplasm. The record is from RefSeq and is a predicted model, not a curated record. Gene Ontology annotation, molecular function: protein serine/threonine kinase activity; ATP binding. NCBI's taxonomy places the organism in Eukaryota, Metazoa, Chordata, Actinopteri, Labriformes, Labridae. Gene Ontology annotation, biological process: protein phosphorylation; intracellular signal transduction.
UUAACUCCUCCCCGGUCUCGGAUCCUCUCGCAAUCCUUAUUCACAGCCUCUCACGUUGAGGAUAGAGAGAGAAAGGGGAGAAACAAGAAGACGGGCACACAAGAAGAAGAAGAAGAAGAAGAAGGGGAGUAGCGAAACGACCAUGGCAGUAUCCAAAACGUCUCAGCUUGAGAUAGUGUCCGAUCACAGCGUACCUCCACCGCCGUCGACCCCUGCACGGAGCAUGCAGCCGCACAAUAGACAGAGUCCAGAUGAAUGAGGAGCUAUCUACCUGGGCCGUGGACAAAAUGAGGGUCAUCUUCAUCCAAAACGCCGGUUUCGUCGCAGCUUUCUCGCCUUUUAGAUGUGAGUCGGUAAUGUUGGCAGCGUUUAGGACGACAGAUAGUAUGAACGAGACAGAAAUAUCCACAGCUAGAUUAUGCCAGUCAAUGGAGGAGUGAGGAGAUCAAUUUAUUUAGUUUUUUUUUUUUUUCCUUUUAUUGGUAAAGAGUUCGCUCGUUCAUUAUAGCCAAUCUGUCAACACUAAAUCGAAAGUGUAUUCAGUUUUUGCCUUGCAGCCUGCAGACGACAACUGAAUACAUUUCAUUACAAAUUGGCACUAUAAUUAUUAUUGUUUAUCCUCUAAUAUAGGGUUAUGUAUCAGCUUAAUAUAAACCGAUAAUGUCAUUUAAUUGCUGUGCUUUAUCAUUAGUGGGUUGAUUAUAGUCUAUAGCGAUAAUACCAUGAAUAGGUCGGAGGAAUAAUCUCUGUUCACUUUGAUCAAAGCCUAUUGAUCAACUAAGACAAUCUGGAAAUGUUAGUUUCCACAUGUAGCCUUUAUAAUAUGACUAGUAGGCUGCGCGUUAUUCUUCGUAAUUUAUUUAUUUAUUAAUACGAUUAUUUGACACAUUAGCCUAUAUUAUCAAUUCCUUAAAGGUAGCUAGUUUGACGUAUUUUAACAGUAAGAAGGUUGAACACUUCCCCAUAGUGAGAUGGAAACAGCUUAUUUAUCGCCCCACCGUGGGGCAACGCGUCCCGGGGCCCCGAGAGGACAAACCUCCUCGGGCAAACCGGCUGCUGGAGGUGACCUCUCCCCUCCAACCCGGACUCCCGCUCCACCUCUACCUGCCGGCAGCUCACCUGAAGGGACCCCGGUGAGCAGUGAUGGACGGAGAAACUCGGGCGUGAAGAAACACCACCACAAACACAACCUGAAACACCGCUACGAGCUGCUGGAGACGCUGGGAAGAGGCACGUAUGGCAAAGUGAAGAAGGCCAUUGAGCGGCACUCUGGCAGAGAGGUGGCUAUCAAGUCAAUUCGGAAGGAGAAGAUCAAGGAUGAGCAGGACAUGGUUCACAUCCGCCGAGAAAUAGAAAUCAUGUCGUCCCUCCGCCACCCACACAUCAUUUCAAUUUAUGAAGUGUUUGAGAACAAGGACAAGAUUGUGAUUGUGAUGGAGUAUGCCAGCAAGGGCGAGCUGUAUGACUACAUCAGCGAGCGGCGGCGCCUGAGCGAGUGGGAGACGAGACACUUCUUCAGACAGAUAGUCUCCGCCGUGCACCACUGUCACAAGAAUGGAGUGGUGCACAGGGAUCUGAAACUGGAAAAUGUGCUACUGGAUGAAAACUGUAAUAUUAAGAUUGCUGACUUCGGGUUGUCCAACCUCUACAACAAGGACAAGCUGCUGCAAACCUUCUGUGGCAGUCCGCUUUACGCUUCACCAGAGAUCGUCAAUGGGAGACCGUACCGAGGCCCAGAGGUGGACAGCUGGGCUCUAGGGGUGCUGCUGUAUACCCUGGUCUAUGGGACCAUGCCAUUUGAUGGGGGAGACCACAAGAACCUCAUUCGCCAGAUCAGCAACGGCGAGUACAAAGAGCCAACCCAGUCCUCAGAUGCCCGUGGACUGAUCCGUUGGAUGCUGAUGGUGAACCCUGAGCGCCGGGCCACAGUGGAGGACAUCGCUAAUCACUGGUGGGUGAACUGGGGAUGGAAGAACAGUGUGUGCGACUGCGAGACCCAACGGGACCACGGGGGCUCACCCAUGCUUGCCCGAUUCAUCGACUGGCAGAACCGCACUGAGCCACGUGGUUCUGGAGCCAAAGCUACUGUCAUGCCACAGCUGAUGCGCCAGAGGCCCAAAAAGUCCAAGAAGGAGAAUGUGGAGGUUGGACAGUCCCACGGCGGAGCGGAGGACAAGCCCGGUUUGAAGAGACCCAAGGGGAUCCUUAAAACCAGGGUGACUGAAGAGCAGCAGUCUGCCAGUCUGGAACAGGGGGAGUCGGGUCAAAUGAUGGUGCCUACAAAUGCUGAAGGUGGAGACGAAGCCUCAAGUCCAGAUCAAGAGGAAGAGGAGCCUACUCUGAGUGGAGGCUCGCCGGCUAAGAUGGUGCCUACUCUUCCAAAGAAAGGCAUCUUGAAGAACAACCAGCAGCGAGAAUCAGGGUACUACUCCUCGCCAGAGCGCAGUGAGUCCUCUGAGCUAUUAGGGGGCACCAGUAUGUCACUGCUGGCUACCUCCCCGCCUAAAAGAGUGAUAGGGAGAAAGGGCAUCUUGAAGCGAAAUGGCAAGUACUCCACCUACAGUGGGCCCCCGUCAGCGGCAGCAGUGGCUGGAAUCCUGGGUGAGCCUCCUCCCUCGACUGACUCUGGUCUGUCCCGCAGUCAGAGUCGGCCCUCAAGCAUCGUUGGGGAGGACAGUUCUGCCCUCUCCUUGUCGCCCAGCUCUCUCAGCGGGGCGGAGUGGCAUCCCUCCACCCCUCACCUCCGCACAAACAUCAGGGCUUGUGUCUCAGCGGAAAACCUGCUGCAGCUCGCCAACUUCAAGGGCUUCCAGGCAGCGCCACCUCUCCAGGGACCCAAGUUCAGCCGCGGCUCCAGAAUGAAAAGCUCCCCGGGAGACAAUGGCAGCUUCUCCUUGCUAGGGGACCUGGAGGACAUGACUCAGGUGUACCAGCAAGCCCUGGACAUCAGCAGCAACCUCACCUAACAGAUGGGUGGCAGGGAGAGAAGAAGCAGAUUGGAUUGAACAUGACUGUGUGUGUGCAUGUGUGUGUAAAGAUGUAUGUAGACGGCUUUAACGACCAGUGUGUUACUGGGAUACACCUUUUUGGAGGUUGUGGUUUUUCAUGUGAGGUUGAAAUCUUGGAAAUGAUAUGUCUACACAAGCACAGAUGUACACACUCACAUGCCCUUCUCUGGCCAGGGGGAAUUUUAGACAGAGAGAAGGAGCUGGAAAUGAAAAAAAUGCCACCCAGUCUGCUUUCUUGGCCCGCCCAUAGACUUUGCUGUGUUCAACAUGUUUACAUAUUCAGCAAGAAGGCAAGUUAGAAUCACAAACGCAGCAACCAGAAACUGGUUGGCUCUUUUCGUACGCCACCAAUCUUGAGUUUGAGUUUACAAAAGCACCUUAAAACUCACAUAGAGCACAUGCUUUUGUGAUCUUUACUUCCUUUAAAAAAAAAAAAAAAGAAACAAACCAGGGUCUUGUUCCAAAUAUAACUGACAUUGCUGAUUAUUUAUUGAUAUUUUUGUAGCUUUUAGUGCAAAACUGGUGGGCGCUGGCUUAUUACUGGAAGAGUCCAAACUCUUUGUGUGGAACUGACAUAUAUAAUUAUGUUACUCAGUGAUAAUGGGAAACAUAUAUAUACUCAACAUAUAUAAGAAUGCCUGCGCUUGUAAAACGUGCAGGCAGAUAUACCUUCAUAAAAGCAUAUGUCCUAUAUAUGUGUAUGAUACUUGGGAAUAUGUAGGAAGUGCCUUUUUUGAUUCUUAAUUCAAAUUAUGUAUGUCAUUUCCUAAAAGUGGAGGGAAAAGCCAGGCCAAUCUGUCGCCAGUUGUGAUUUUUUUAUUUUUAUGUUGAUUGUGAAUGUGGAGAGACCCAGGGCCUUCUGCACACAACUUUACAUGUUUUUUGGGUUCUAUGAUUAAUCUCAGACAGUUGAGAUCAAACAGCCUCGUCUCCUUCCACAUGUAGAAAAACACAGAUAAUGUCUGGGGGGAAAAAAAGUCCUUCUCUGUGUUCUUUGUCAGUGUUUAAGCCCAGAGUUUGAUUUGUCAGCAGUUUAGGUGGCUUGGUUGAGCGCAGAUUUUUGCUGGCAGCCCCUAAAGGGUCUGGAGCGACUCACCUAGUGGGACACUUGGUGAAGGGAGAUGUCGCAGACACCAUCUCACAGUCCUGGAAUGUGCCUGGCUCUCUUAACCUUGGUUGUUUGAUAUUUUUUAGCGCCUACCUGAUAAAGCAGGCUGUUUCUUGAGACGGUGCAGUUGUUUUACUUUACUUUAUAUUUUUUUUUACCAAAGAAACCAAAUGUAGGUUAUCCAUUCUCAGACGUGAUCAUAUUUUACACAAAUCUCUUCAAAACAGCCAAGUAAGACAGUUUGUUUUAGCCUGCUGAUGACACAGCAAAUUCCUCAGACAAAGGGUGGAGACGUGUUGGUACUAGAGAUCUCUAUCAGCACCAGCCAGACUCAGCACAGGUGGGAUUUGUGGUGCGUGCUCAGCCCUCCAGCUGUGUAUACUAGUCCGUUAUGUCAACCAAGCACAAUUAGCCAGCUAUUGUUUUCAUUUGACAGUAAAAGAGGGAGGAGGGAGUGUGUAUAGGUUUAUAGCUAGAGGGUGAAGGAAAGAGUGAGAAAAAGUGGAACAUGGGAAGAUGCUGAGGUUGGAGAGGACUUUUCUGUUGUUUACAGGAAAGGUCAAGGAGUUAGAUUUAUGUUGAAGGAAUUGUAAGGUAGAAUAGUGAAAGUAAAGAAAGUGAGUAGAAAGAUUAGAUGGAGGUUUUUUUGUUUUGAUACCAAAGAUGGAUUGAAGCUUUGGCGUUGGAUGGGUCAGGGAUUAACAAGGGUAAUUUUUACAAUUAUUUUUCUUUGCCUUUGGAAUCCCCAUUGGUGAAUGAAAUCAUCCCCACAUUGGCUUUACCUCAUGUUUGUUUAUUUUUCUUAUUUUUGGGGAUUUCAUUUGAGAUGCUGGAGGCUGUUGAUGCAGCUUGUCUUGAGGGUCAUUCAGUGUGUUCUGCAUGGCCUUAGAAAGUACAUUACACUUCUCAACUGCAGCCAAAAAAAACAAAAAACAAGUGGGAGUAUGAUGACUGACAUCAUCCAAGAUAUCAAGUGAUGUGAAUGGAAAACAAUGCAGGAGAUGGCCCAGAGGAAAUCGAUCACAUGUUGACUGUUUUCAGUGGGUCUCUGGUGUGAAGGAAAGGUCCUGGGUUCAAACGAAAGACCCGCUGUGUAUUAUAUUGCAUUUUAUUGCCUUUUUUUUUGGAUUUGCAUUUUAUUGUCAACUGGAUUUACAGUGAGAAAAUUAUACUAUGUUAGUAUUUUGUUUUAUUAUGCUUCUGUUUUUGAUUUUCCAAAAUAUAAGAAACUUUAUAUUGCUUUAUGUUAUGGCAGAAAACACUUCCUUCCUUGAAGUACUAGAAUUUCGCUCCAGAAACUGGUUGAUGCAGUUUGAGAAACCCAUGAUAAACUUCCAAAUGGCAAAAACAACCCUUUAGAGUUAAUUGGAAUAUAGGGGGGGAAAUGCAAGAAAAUGCACUACAAUAUCAAUAGGUGACCCUUAGAAAAAUGCCCCCCCCCCCCCCCCCCCCCAAGACGGGGAGGUGCAAAAUGCUGGAACAACAUCACGAUAGAAAGGAAAUAAAAUAAUGGGAUGAAUCUGAAACUUAAAACUCUGCCAAACUGGAAACACGUGGUGCAUAUCUGUUAGUCUAAUCAUAGGAAAACUUGACUGGAUAUUGUUAUGACAAUAAUAAUAAAUUAGUAUUAUUAUGUUAUUUAAGUAUUAUUUUUUUCGUAAUGGCUCAUUACUUUUGAUGGAUGAUGGAUAUUGCCACAAUUUGUUUUUGUUUGUUUGUGAUUCUGGACUACCAAGGUGGAUUAAGUUGUGUGCCUUUGGUAUCUUUUAUGAACUUUUUUUUUUUUUUUUUGAUAUUGCAAAUUCAUAUCAAUGUGUUUUUAUACUUUGUAUUUAUUGGUGAUCAAGCCAUUUAAUUCGUCAUCAGGGAGGGAAAAAAAAAAACCUUCCUGUUCAUGCUUUGGCCUGCUCUGGACUGUGUGUUGUGUUCAGGACAAACCGCACAAAAUCAAAUAUCAAUUGUUUGUUCAAAAUAGAAGUGGUAUCAUCUCAUUGUGAAAGCAGUGGCCAAGUGUGAUUUUUCUUAUUAGUAGCAACAACAGUAGGAGUUCUUCAAAUCCUGUAAAAGUCUUAAUUCAGUCAUUUGGGUGUGUUUCCACUCGACACAAUGCCUCUGUAGUACUGUAUCAACUCAAAUAAAUGGAUCUGGAAAUUAA